AUGAAGUUGUCCGGCAUAGCAAAACUUCCAGCAACUGGCAUGGAAUCGUUCUGUGUUUACCAUGGACCUUUAAGAAUGGACAUGAUUCAGCCUGCGAGGAAGAAGUUUCUGGCUUUCUGGCAUGAAGCAGGUAACGUAGACCUCGUCAAAUACCUCGAAGAAUUCUGGUCGGGGGCUCUUAGCAGUUGGAAUUUGGACUUCCUAGCAAUUGGACUGACUGGAAGAUACUGGGAUGCUUGUUUGCUGCCCUCUACAGACGAAGAAGUCUCAAGUGGAAGACCAGAUGGAUACCUCAGAGCUCUGACGAUGCGAAGAGCGGAACCGUAG
Acanthoscelides obtectus is the source of this 327-nucleotide messenger RNA. The record is from the annotation of a GenBank genome assembly. NCBI's taxonomy places the organism in Eukaryota, Metazoa, Arthropoda, Insecta, Coleoptera, Chrysomelidae.